Merops nubicus (carmine bee-eater) is the source of this 1130-nucleotide messenger RNA. RefSeq names its product PR domain zinc finger protein 5-like. Gene Ontology annotation, cellular component: nucleus. Gene Ontology annotation, biological process: negative regulation of DNA-templated transcription. Gene Ontology annotation, molecular function: protein binding; DNA-binding transcription factor activity; RNA polymerase II transcription regulatory region sequence-specific DNA binding. The record is from RefSeq and is a predicted model, not a curated record. The annotation marks the transcript as partial. The transcript has 7 exons. Lineage: Eukaryota; Metazoa; Chordata; Aves; Coraciiformes; Meropidae.
AUCUCCUUCGGGCCCGGCCGCCUCUCCGGUUGUCGGCCGGCUUCAGGCCGCGGGCCGCCUCUGAGGGCAGAGUGCCGCCCGUCCGUCGCUGUCUCCUGUCCCCUCCUUCUGCUCCCAUCCUGUGGGACGGAGGUGGACAUCUUGCUGUUCACUAUUGUUGUGAGCUUCUAAAAGGUCUUAAACACAUUGCAGCUGAGGUGUAUUGGUUUGGAGUACUGGAGGUAGGAAUGAUGUAUGGUGUUUCUUCUUCCGAGAAAGGUGAAAAAUUUGGUCCCUUUGCAGGAGAGAAGCGAAUGCCACAGGAACUGGAUGAGAACACAGACUCCAGGCUCAUGUGGGAAGUUCGUGGGAGUAAAGGUGAGGUCCUUUAUGUCCUGGAUGCAAGCAAUCCACGCCAUUCCAAUUGGCUGCGUUUUGUCCAUGAAGCUCCAUCACAGGAACAGAAGAACCUGGCAGCCAUCCAGGAAGGGGAAAAUAUUUUCUAUCUGGCUGUGGAAGAUAUCGAAACAGACACAGAACUUCUGAUUGGGUACUUGGAUAGUGACAUGGAAGAAGAGGAGGAGGAGGAAGAAGAAGUAACUGUUAUCCAGGAAGAUGAAGAUAGUGGCAACAAUAAAGAAGCACAGCCAGCUGGUGAAAAAAUUGCAGAUCUCCUUACCUGCAAAGAGGACCAUGCAUGUCCAAACUGUGAAUCCAGUUUUGCCAGCCAGGAGAUUCUAGCGGAACAUCUUCAGACUUUGCACCAAAAACCCAGUGAGGAAAAGGAAUUCAAGUGCCGAAACUGUGGAAAAAAAUUCCCUGUCAAACAAGCUCUACAAAGACAUGUACUUCAGUGCACAGAGAAUACCAGCCCAGGAGACUCUUCAAGAAGUUUUCAGUGCUCUGUUUGCAAUAUUUCCUUCAGCUCAGAGUCGAGGUUUUGUGUCUGAGUUACUGGACUGCUGUCAUAUCAUUGCUGGCCUCCCUUUGCAUGUUAGCUCACACGCUUGCUAGUGUAUGUGAACCCUAACAGUGAAAGGAGUCAAAUGCUUUCAUUCCUAUUCGCUGUAAGUAAUGCAUGAGGUGGCCUUGGAACUCUGCAGUGCAGCAUGCAUUAAGCUCAGAGUAUACCUGUUAUUUGUCUGGUUUCU